Messenger RNA from Cryptomeria japonica (Japanese cedar), 939 nucleotides. Its product is annotated as protein DMP6. Gene Ontology annotation, biological process: endomembrane system organization. The transcript has a single exon. The record is from RefSeq and is a predicted model, not a curated record. Lineage: Eukaryota; Viridiplantae; Streptophyta; Pinopsida; Cupressales; Cupressaceae. Bases 56 to 643 code for a protein of 195 amino acids.
UUUUAUCAUCUAGACCAAGAAAUCUCCAGUCUAAGAAAGAUUCAGAAGCCCAUCAAUGGCUGAUAUAUCAGCAAGAUUGAAUGAAAGGGAAGCGUCUUCAAUACUGAUUGAAAAAACCAGAAUAGAAAAGAUGGCCGACAUAGCAUUUGCAAGUGCUGCAAAUCUUGUAAAACUGCUUCCCACCACAACUGUAUUGACAUUUCAAGUAUUGUCACCCACUUUUACAAAUAGAGGGCAGUGUUAUACUGCUAAUAUAUAUCUCACAGCCAUUCUGUUGGCCUGCUGUGGGAUUUCCUGCUUUGUCACUUGCUUUACUGACAGCUACCGAUCUGAGGAUGGAACGCUUUACUAUGGCUUCGUGACCAAGACGGGCCUGCGAACUAUGAAUGAUGGAAUUAAUAAGACUGUGGACUUGUCUUCAUACAAGCUGAGAUUUAUCGACUUUGUUCAUGCAGUGUUGUCUGUCGUGGUGUUUGCUUCUGUGGCUCUCAUGGAUAACAACGUUGUGAAUUGCUUCUAUCAGAAAGCUCAGGAGAAUGCAGAGCAAUUGUUGAAGAAUCUUCCUCUUGGAGCUGGAUUUGCUUGUAGCAUGUUUUUCAUGGCGUUUCCCACAACGCGUCAUGGAAUUGGUUACGCUGCCUAGGAUGAAGUUUCAGGGAGGCCAUGAUUACGCUAAGAAAUAAUGAAAAUGCUUCUGUCUCAAUUGUAUUCUUUUUAAUUGCCUUACAAUGUGGAGGAUGAGUUUUAGGGUUUCUGCUUUGUUUAAGAGUGAUGUGCUCGUAGCUGAUUUCAGAUCUUCAUCACCGGCCCGAAGAGCUUUCAAGCUAAUGCUUGUUUUUAUUUGCAAUUGUUCUUUCACUCUCUGUUCUUAUGCCUUGGGCAUAAAGUGUUUUAUAAUUCAUAAACAAAUAAGACUCCAUGGGAUUUCAUCACUGUUUA